AAGCACGGCCUGAGGAUCCUUUGGUUUCUCGUCGCGAUGGCGUUUCGAGUUUCGGUUUCCCGUCUAUCUAUUGAUUUCAUUCAUUUCAGGAGCCGCUGCUGCUGCUGCUGGCUGGCUGGCUGUUCAUGUCGUUCGCUCGCGUUACCUCCCACCGCGUUACGCCCAGCUGGGGGGGUUUUUCUCCCGUCCGGACUGCUCUAGUUCCUCCCAGUCUCCACGCCGCCGUGUCGUGUCGUGUGCUGUGUGCUGUCCUGCGCUAUGCUCAUGCUCAUGCAAUGCAUCGCUGCCCGAGACGAGACGCGUUUCGACGUGGGAGAACAACAAUACUGUAAUGAGAACAAUAGCAAGAAUAACAAUCAACAUCAACAUAUCAAGCAGCUACA
Messenger RNA from Dissoconium aciculare CBS 342.82, 383 nucleotides. RefSeq lists its product as uncharacterized. The transcript has a single exon. NCBI's taxonomy places the organism in Eukaryota, Fungi, Ascomycota, Dothideomycetes, Mycosphaerellales, Dissoconiaceae. Bases 126 to 332 code for a protein of 68 amino acids. The record is from RefSeq and is a predicted model, not a curated record.